Molecule: messenger RNA, 786 nt
Organism: Prorocentrum cordatum
Lineage: Eukaryota; Dinophyceae; Prorocentrales; Prorocentraceae
Source: the annotation of a GenBank genome assembly
GAGCGCGACGAAGCGAUAGAUGCCAAGAAUAGGCUCCGGGAGCAGCUGAGCGAUGCCGAGCGGACCAUCCUAGAAGCGCCUAGCGGCAGGCAGAUCAUGGAGGUCCUCCGGAACGCCAGGGAGGCGAUGGGCUCCAACAGGAGAGUGUUCGAGAGGCUGUACAAGGACGCCCUGAUCCGCAUGCAGCGCCUGGCGGACGCCCAGGAGCGCGUCACGAGGACGCUGGCCAGGCGCACGGCGCACUCGAUCCGCGACACCCUCUCGCAGAAGGCGGUCGACUUCCCCGGUUUCCCCGCGCGGGACCUGGCCGUGGACGAAGAAGGGAACUUGGCCGGCUGGGGCCACGACGCACCGGCUUCCGCGGCCACGAGCACCUUCCUCAACGCCGAGGCGUCGGUGAUGACGGCAUCCACCCUGGACGCGGGGCCCUCCUGGCAGUCCUUGUCCGGGCGCGCGCGCAGCGGUUCGCCCGGGAGCCGCUCCGCGCAAUUGCCCCCGCUGGCCGCCGUGGACGCGCCAGAGCCCGUCUUCCCCGACAGAGACGCCGAGAGCGCGGGCGCCAGGUCGCCCCCGCGGUGCUCCACGGCGCCCGCCGGCGCCGCCGCCCAGCCCGGCCCCUCCACGCCCCGGCGCGCCGCGAACACCGUGCCGACGCGCGACACCGGGGAGAAGCUGGACGCCCUGAUCGCCGCGCUGCCAAGCAGGCUCGUGGUCUCGGUGACCCCGCUGCCGCGGACGCCCAACUUGCCGCCCGACCGCUCCAGCGUCGCGGCGGCCCUCGGCCAG